This is a messenger RNA of Carica papaya (papaya), 1122 nucleotides long. RefSeq names its product adenylate kinase 1 (gene ADK1). Gene Ontology annotation, biological process: nucleobase-containing compound metabolic process. Gene Ontology annotation, molecular function: ATP binding; AMP kinase activity. NCBI's taxonomy places the organism in Eukaryota, Viridiplantae, Streptophyta, Magnoliopsida, Brassicales, Caricaceae. The record is from RefSeq and is a predicted model, not a curated record.
GCAUCGAGAGCUCAGUCCAACCCGAAACCCCAACAGAGCUCACCAACCCCCCCUGCGCUGACUCUCUCAAAUCUCUCCCUCUCUCUCACUGUUUCCUAGAGGGAGAAAACCCUAAGAAGGAAUUCACAAUGGCGAGCAGUUCGGCGAACCUGGAGGAUGUUCCGUCUGUGGAUCUCAUGACUGAGCUUCUUCGUCGCAUGAAAUGUGCCCCCAAGCCCAACAAACGUCUCAUUCUCAUUGGUCCACCUGGAUCAGGGAAAGGUACUCAAUCUCCAAUCAUUAAGGAAGAAUACUGCUUGUGCCACUUGGCUACCGGUGAUAUGUUAAGAGCUGCUGUUGCUGCUAAAACCCCUCUUGGAAUUAAGGCCAAGGAGGCUAUGGACAAGGGAGAACUUGUUUCUGAUGACUUGGUUGUUGGCAUCAUUGAUGAAGCGAUGAAGAGACCUUCAUGUGAGAAGGGUUUCAUUCUUGACGGGUUCCCCAGGACUGUCACUCAAGCAGAAAAGCUUGAUGAGAUGCUGAAAAAACAAGGGGCUAAAAUUGAUAAAGUUAUUGAUUUUGCAAUUGACGAUGCAAUUUUGGAGGAAAGGAUUACUGGCCGCUGGAUCCACCCUUCAAGUGGCAGGACCUAUCACACAAAGUUUGCACCUCCUAAAGUUCCGGGAAUUGAUGAUGUAACUGGUGAACCCCUGAUUCAACGUAAGGAUGAUACUGCUGCUGUUCUAAAAUCGAGGCUGGAGGCAUUUCACAAGCAAACUGAACCAGUAAUUGAUUAUUAUAACAAGAAGGGACUUGUUGCACAUCUUCAUGCAGAGAAGCCUCCUAAAGAAGUCACAGCUGAGGUGCAGAAAGUACUUUCAUGAAAGUGAUGCACUCCGCGGACCUAGGCAGAUUAAGUUCAACUUUGAUUUUUUGAGAACUUCACUGAGUUUUGCUCUUGUAUCAGAUAUAGUCAGAAACAUUCUGAUGAAUUGGUUUUUUUUCAAUUGCUACAUGGGCUGCGAAUUUCAGCCAUCAUCCCUGGUGUUUCUGAGUUUAAUGUUUUAAAUAAUUAUAUCCCUGAUUGAGAUACCAGAUGGUAAAGGAGAAUGAUAUUGUACUUAUAGUUGACAUUUUCUUUCA